Messenger RNA from Ornithodoros turicata, 1065 nucleotides. RefSeq lists its product as uncharacterized. Bases 1 to 1065 code for a protein of 354 amino acids. The record is from RefSeq and is a predicted model, not a curated record. The transcript has 3 exons. NCBI's taxonomy places the organism in Eukaryota, Metazoa, Arthropoda, Arachnida, Ixodida, Argasidae.
AUGGGCUACCUCAUCACUGCGCUACGAGACGAAGCGGCUAAUGCGGUACAAGGCCUUCAGUGGACUCACGGACCAUACGAGAUGGCGAUUUCAGUCCUACGUGAUCGUUUCGGGAGUGAAAACAUCUUAGUUCAAGAACACUGGAAGAGCCUCGCAGACAUUAAGCCUGUACAUUCCAGUCCACAAGUCUCCCAGCUCCGACGACUCCACCACUCCAUGCAAGCGCACAUCCGGGGCUUAGAAUGCUUGGGCACAUCUACGGAGUCUUACUGUUCAAUGUUAUAUUCGCUGCUGCUUCGCGCCAUUCCGGGAGAUAUGGCGCUGAAGUUUAAUCGCGUGCUUGCAGACAAGCCGUCGACAUCCGUGUCCACCGGACUGCCAUUUCACCUUGAAGGAUUACAGUCACUGCUGACUCUCUUGCACAACGAGAAGAAGCACCGUGAGGAGUUAAGUACCCGAUUCGAGAGGAGCGCCUGCAACGAUAGUACAGGGUCACAGUUCUCCCAGAUUGCAAAGACUGACGGCGCCAUUCGAGAAUAUCUGACCUCAGGUGUAUCUGAAAAGGUCAGAGAUGAAAUGAACGAAAAUGCUCGUGAAGAACUUGUGUAUUACAUCCCACAUCAUGCUGUAAUGAAGGAAGAAAGCGUGACAACGGAAACAAGGAUAGUCUUCGAGGCUUCUUCUCAUGAAGGCUCCGCCACACCACUCAGUGACAACUUGGAUCCCGGUUGUGACCUGAACCCGGAUACUUUAGCUCUUUUAGUGAAAUUAAGACUGUAUCCCAUUGCCUUAAUCGCCGACGUUCAAAAGACGUUUCUUCAAAUUGCCAUUCGACCUGAAGACACAGACACGCUGCGAUAUCUUUCGUAUGAGACGUCGCCCCAGGAGGGAAAACGACUGCCUAAGAACUCGAUCUACGUCGAGGACGUUAUUUUGGGAGCCGCAAGCCCUGAGGAGGCAGAACAGGUGUACCUACAGGUUCACCAGGUCUUCCACAAGGCUUUUAGGAAGCUCCAUAAAACAGGCAUCACGUUGUCCCGAAAUGCGCUCCAGAUUCUGGUGUGA